CGGGAAAAUCCGAGGGGCCUUCCCGCCCGCCGCCUCUUUCUGCCCUCGUGCGCCUGCCUAGUCAGCUCGCUGUGAUGGAGGAGGAGGAGGCGGCCGAGGAGCAGCAGCGAUUCUCUUACCGGCAGAGGCUAAAGGCAGCAGUUCACUACACUGUUGGCUGUCUUUGCGAGGAAGUUGCAUCGGACAAAGAGAUGCAGUUCAGCAAACAAACCAUUGCAGCGAUUUCGGAGGUGACUUUUCGACAGUGCGAAAAUUUUGCCAAAGACCUUGAAAUGUUUGCAAGACAUGCAAAAAGGAGCACAAUUAACACUGAAGAUGUGAAGCUCUUAGCCAGGAGGAGUAAUUCAUUGCUAAAAUAUAUCACUGAGAAAAGUGAAGAGAUCGCUCAGGUUAACCUAGAACGAAAAGCAAAGAAGAAAAAGAAGUCAGAGGAUGAAAACAAAGAUUCAUUGGAGCCAGCAGAGGCUGGAGUAGUGGAAAGUGAGAAUUAACCUCUGUCACCACUGGAAAAAGCAGCCUUCAGCAGCAUAUACAGGAAAUGGCAGAAAUAAAGAAGAACAGCCUAUUGACUUUCCUUGCUUGGUUGUACGAGUGGACCUCCCAGGACAGUGCAGUGCCAUUUAUAGGAGGGGAAGCCAGAGGGGUGUCCAGACGGCAGGAAGUCCCGCCCCUUCAACAGUCCACGCCCCAAGAUAAAACGCCCUGCAAGAAUUUCUUCUGGAAGACCUUCUCCUCCUGCAAAUAAAACACUACCUGUGAUUACUCAUGGGAAGAAGCGUAGCGAUGGAUCUGAAUAAAAUGUAUUAAGCAGC
Molecule: messenger RNA, 812 nt
Organism: Ceratotherium simum simum (southern white rhinoceros)
Lineage: Eukaryota; Metazoa; Chordata; Mammalia; Perissodactyla; Rhinocerotidae
Source: RefSeq, a predicted model, not a curated record